GUCCCUUAGGAGGAGACCUAAACAAUGACUACUAUUAUUCAUCAGUCUGAUGAAUAUGCAGAAAAUAAAAUGCUGUGUAGGAAAAGGCAUGGUAAAUUUAUCCCUUAUAGUCAGCCAGGCAGACAUAUCAAGUGGAAGCAAAUGUGUUUCUCCUAUUCCCAAGGCAUGGUGGACACAUUUAAACACUGAAACACAUAGUUAAGAGUGGCUGUACAAAAAAAAAAAAAAAAAAAAAAAAAAAAAAAAUCAACCUAGCCUACCCCCUAACUUCUCCCAUGUGUCUCCUUGUGCUAUAUCUGGCGGGCGACAGGAGGUAGUUUCUCAGACAGGCGGUAACAGAGCGGACUCUUCCCCUGCUCGCUGGAUCAGCAGCAGAUACAGGACUGUGGGCACAGAGAAUCCAGGAAAUUCCUGCAGACAUUGGGGAAGGGAUUUUGGCUUGCGUGCCUGUUAUUGGGAAAGCUGACAGGGUCGGAAGGGGGGAUUGUAACUGCCUGGAGUCAUUUGGAAAGAGAAAGAGACACAGAGAAAGACAGAGAAAACAGGCCUCAUGACAUCUUUUAGCGCUGUCGCUUUCUUUUAUCUUUCAUUCACACUAAUUUUUUCUGACUGAACAAGCUGGGACUUCAGGUUGAGAGCCAUGGUUAGGAUGAUGACCCAGGAACAGUGCCCUCAUAGGAACAAUGUCCAGAGCACUGAAAAACCACAAGUGUAUAAAGUGGGGAUCUAUGGCUGGCGGAAACGUUGCCUUUACUUCUUUGUCCUCCUCCUCAUGAUCCUCAUUUUGGUCAACCUCGCUCUCACCAUCUGGAUCCUCAAAGUUAUGAACUUCACCAUUGAUGGCAUGGGUCACCUGCGUAUCACUGAGAGAGGCCUGAAAUUGGAGGGUGAUUCGGAAUUCCUUCAGCCGCUGUAUGCCAAAGAAAUCCAGUCCAGACCAGGAAGUGCGUUGUUUCUGCAAUCAUCUAAGAAUGUGUCUGUCAACAUCCUCAAUGAGAAGAAGCAAUUAGUAUCUCAACUUGUUGCAGGCUCUCGUGGAGUUCACGCACAGGGCAAAAUGUUGGAGGUAAAAUCAAGUUCAGGGAAACUGUUGUUCUCUGCUGAUGACCAUGAGGUGGUAGUUGGUGCAGAGAGAUUACGAGUUAUGGGAGCGGAGGGAGCCGUGUUCAGUAACUCCGUGGAGACGCCACAUGUGAGGGCCGAGCCCUUUAAAGAGUUGCGGCUCGAGUCUCCCACACGUUCACUAUACAUGGAGGCCCCUAAAGGUGUGAAAAUAGAAGCUGACGCAGGUGAUUUCCAAGCAACCUGCAGGAGUGAUUUGCGCCUGGAGUCUAAAGACGGAGAGAUCAGCUUGGAUGCCAGGAAAAUCAAGCUCCUACGUCUGCCGGAAGGAAAAGCAUCCCCCUCUGGAACCAGACAGAUUGUCUUUGAGGUGUGUGUUUGUCCCAAUGGAAAACUCUUCUUAUCACAAGCAGGAACUGGCUCCACUUGCCAGAUCAGCAACAAUGUAUGCCUCUAAAUACUCACAGACUCACCUACACACACACACACACUACAGUACAAUCACACACAGAGGACCUGUUCCUCUUGAAAAAUUUAAUCUUGACAAGAACUUAAGGAUUUUCUCAAGAUUUAUGAAAACACUUCGGAGUGACAUUUGCUCUGUUUGCAAAACAAUGUCUGAACCAGAAACUUUCGAGGUGAUCACCGGAACAUCAAUACAGUUGCCAUUCAGAUCCAUACUUUGCUUUUUCUCUUUCAGAUCCUUAUAUAUAUACUUAUAUAUUUUUGCAGCCAUUUUACUGAAGAGAGUCCUGUGGAUGAUUUUUCUUUUACAGGCCAAUUAAAGGGAUAGUUCAACCAAAAAAAAAAACAAAAAAAACAUUGUCAUUAUUUACUCACCUCAGUUUCCAAAUGGUGUUUUCUGUCUAAAAAAAUCUCUUUUUGUGUUCAACAGAAGAUAAAAAGUUAAUCAGGUUUGGAAAAACAUGAGUGUGAGUAAAAUAUGACCGAAUUUGUAUUUUCAGGUGAACUAUCUCUUAAAAUAUGUUUAUUUAAAAAAAAAAAAAAAAAAAAAAAAAAAAAGAGAAAACAA
This is a messenger RNA of Myxocyprinus asiaticus (Chinese sucker), 2095 nucleotides long. RefSeq names its product delta-sarcoglycan-like. Gene Ontology annotation, biological process: heart contraction; cardiac muscle tissue development. NCBI's taxonomy places the organism in Eukaryota, Metazoa, Chordata, Actinopteri, Cypriniformes, Catostomidae. The transcript is spliced from 8 exons. Gene Ontology annotation, cellular component: sarcoglycan complex; sarcolemma. The coding region runs from base 641 to 1519 and encodes 292 amino acids. The record is from RefSeq and is a predicted model, not a curated record.